Messenger RNA from Fusarium oxysporum Fo47, 1527 nucleotides. Its product is annotated as ferric reductase like transmembrane component-domain-containing protein. NCBI's taxonomy places the organism in Eukaryota, Fungi, Ascomycota, Sordariomycetes, Hypocreales, Nectriaceae. Gene Ontology annotation, biological process: iron ion transport; intracellular iron ion homeostasis; copper ion import. Bases 1 to 1527 code for a protein of 508 amino acids. Gene Ontology annotation, cellular component: plasma membrane. The transcript has 6 exons. The record is from RefSeq and is a predicted model, not a curated record. Gene Ontology annotation, molecular function: ferric-chelate reductase activity.
AUGGCCCACGGUAGCAUGGGCACAAACGAACACUCACAUGGCGGCUCACCACUAGCGCCCUGCAUCGCAACCAACAGCGACUUUCUACGCACUCUCGCAUGCUGCCUCAGCACUCGCUGCGCAGAUGUCUCACCCUCGAAACUUGAAUCAUACUGGUCUGGCCAAGCUACUGGGGACAAGACUGUGUCUGCUGAAUGGACCUAUGGUGCUGCGCUUGCGAAUUAUGACUUCAAUGUCUUCUUUGACUGGGAGGAGGCUGUUCAAUCCACCUACGUGAUUAUUUUGAUCUCAAUUGGUGUAGCAACACCAGUCUUCUUCUCAGCUCUUGGCUACCUUCCCUUCAUGAACCGAGCCAUACAUAAGACCAGGCCAUAUCUCAUCUACCCAUCAACCUUUCGAGGCUACAACAUACGCCCUCUUCCGUACCUUCUUGGUAACGCGCCAACGAUCGCCGAGCUACUAGCAUACGUCGGCUAUCGAACACGCCAUAUCUCGUUUGCCCUGCUACCACUCACCGUGCUGUUCUCUUCGCGCAACAAUAUCCUUUUAUGGAUCACCGAUUGGCCGUUCUCGACCUUUUUGGUCCUCCACCGCUGGGUAGCUCGCCUUUGCGCCCUUCAUGCGAUCGUCCACUCCAUCACAGUCCUCGCCGCUUACAUCAGGCUCGGGACGUACUACACGGACGUACACAAGCCUUAUUGGAUCUGGGGUAUUAUUGGAACACUAUGUCUGGUACUCCUUCUGGUCCAGAGCGUUCUUUGGUUUCGCCGUGCUUCAUAUGAAGCAUUCCUCAUCCUACAUAUUGUCCUCGCCGUUUUUGUUAUCUUUGGCUGUUGGUACCAUAUCUACUUCUGGAAGCCAUUCUCUGGAGUUUACGAAUUAUGGAUAUACAUGGUAUGCGCCGUAUGGUUCUUUGAUCGGCUCUUUCGCGUCCUACGCGUUGCGAAGAACGGCGUCCGCCGAGCCAGUGUCCUCGAGCUGUCUGAUGAAAUCGUCCGCCUGGAUAUCUCUGGUGUCAGAUGGCUAUCCACCCCAGGUUACCAUGCCUACAUCGACUUCCCUACACUGCAGCCCUUUCGCCCAUGGCAGAAUCAUCUUUUCUCAAUCACCAAUACUGCCUUACUACAGGAGGCGUUUGCAGCAGAAUCGUCGGAUUCGGUCGCCAUAGCACAGAGCUUUACAGGCACUGAUAGCAUCUCCCUCUACAUCAAAAAGCACAGUGGCACAACGAGUCUGUUACGAAAACGCCCAAGCCUUCCUGUGCUGCUUGAGGGGCCUUAUCGCGGAGUCGUCUUGCAAGAUCUGGAGCCAGCACUAAGAGAGGUGGCAGAUAAGGUCGUGUUGAGUGCUGAACGGUUGGAUGUUAAAGCGCUUCUACACCAGGAGGCCGAGGCAGGUUGGAAGAGAAUCGGGGUUGUUGUUUGUGGUCCAGCUGGUCUUUGCGAUGAUACUCGUGCAGCUGUGGUGAGCCUUGGAAAGACGGACGGGGCUAUAUUUGAGUUAGAAGUUGAUGCCUUCAGCUGCUGA